Drosophila bipectinata is the source of this 4716-nucleotide messenger RNA. It is a transcript of the gene atk, whose product is annotated as artichoke. The record is from RefSeq and is a predicted model, not a curated record. Gene Ontology annotation, molecular function: protein binding. Lineage: Eukaryota; Metazoa; Arthropoda; Insecta; Diptera; Drosophilidae.
GCCAGGUUGGCCAUAUCCUGCCAGAUCCGCCCAUUCAAUCCAGGACUUAGCCAUAAUGUGGCUGCCCAUCUGCCUCCUACUGAUCUGUUUUGGCCAAAGCCUAAUCAGGGCCGAAAGCUGUCCGCCAUCGCAGGCCAUUUUACCUUGUCGGUGCUCCUUGAGAGGAAAAGAAAUUCAAAUAUGGUGUUCGCACAGCAAUCUGCCGCAGAUCAUGGACGGCCUGAAGGCCGUGGAGCGGAACAUCAAGGGGAGGAUCGACGAGCUGGUGCUGGAGAACAACCAACUGCCGGCUCUUCCAGGACGCUUCUUUGGCAGCCUGCAGAUCGUGAGGCUGAUGCUCCGGCACAACAGCAUCGAACGGGUCUCCAACGGGUGGCUUAACGAGCUGGAAAACGGCCUGGUGGAGAUCUUCGUGGUGGAGCCGCAACUUCGGAGUAUUCCCGCCGAGAGUCUGAACGGGAUGAUCAACAUGCUGGCCAUCACCAUCCAGAGCGAGGAGCUGAAGCAUCUGCCGGACUUCUCGGGCCUCCUCAGUCUCACCUACCUGAGCGUCCAGACGGGGGCGCUCCAGGAACUCCCCCCGCAUCUGUUCCGGCACCUGCCCAAGCUACAGCACAUCCACAUUACGGGUGGAACGGGACUCACCCGCCUGGAAGCGGGUCUCUUCGAUGGCCUGAUCUCCCUGAAGAACCUGGAUCUCUCGCACAACGGUCUCAACUGGAUUCACUUGCGUGCCCUGUCCCGAUUGCCCAAUCUAGUGAGCUUGAAGCUCUCCCACAACCAGAUCAGCGACGUGGGCAUGGUGGGUCGCAUUGUCAAGGAUCUGGAGCACCUUAAGAAACUCCGGUUGGACCACAACCUCAUCACAGUGAUAGAGGACGGUUCCUUUGUGGACUUGCCCAAUCUCUCGGAGCUGCACCUGAACGACAAUCGGAUCACAGAACUCCAAUAUGGCGCCUUCCUGCGCACUCCCCAGUUGAAGACGAUUUAUUUGCAAAACAACCUCAUCCGGCGCAUCCACCCGGAGUCCCUGCUCCAGGCCAGUGGGAGCGGCGUGGAGGCCGUGCACAUCUACAACAACGAGAUCGGGCAUGUGGAGGCUCUGCGCGCCCUACUGGAUGCUCUGCCCACCCUCCGGUACCUGGACAUGAGUGGGAAUGUGUUGAGUGAGUUGCCGUAUGGAGCUCUCAGGGGUCACGGAACUCUGGAGCAACUCCAUCUGAAUCACAAUCAGCUGCGGCUCAUCGAAAGGGACGCUCUGAUGGCCAUGCCAGCUUUGAGGGAGCUUCGAAUGCGAAACAACAGCCUUUCCUCGGACCUGCCGCUUCCCUUUUGGAAUUUGCCGGGCUUAAAGGGGUUAGAUCUCGCCCAGAACCAGUUCGAUCGGGUAGACUCCCAGCUACUGGCUGGUCUUCCGUCUCUUAGGCGUUUGGAUCUGAGUGAGAAUGGCCUUGUGGAACUGGCUCCCAACAGCUUCCGCCACAAUCCACUUCUGGAAACCCUCAACAUAUCCUCCAAUGAGCUGACCAAAAUUCACUCUUCGACACUCCAUCAGUUGGAGAGGCUUUUCGAGGUGGACGCCAGUUAUAACCAACUGAAGAACGUUAUCGGUGGGCUACCACGCAUUGUGGAGCGCAUAUCCCUGAGGGGCAAUCAGAUAUCCUCUCUUCCGGCAGCUGCCAGCAAGGAUCUGCAGCUGCCCAACUUACGGAUGCUGGAUCUCAGCCAGAAUCGCAUCGAACAGCUGCCCAGACACGGUUUCCAGGGCGCUUCCGAUCUGAGGGUCUUGAGCUUGGCCCAGAAUCAGCUGCGCCAAUUGGAGGACACCUCUUUCAUCGGAAUCCAACGUCUGGAGCUGCUUCACCUCCAGGAAAAUCAAUUGGGCGAGGCGGACGAGCGAACCUUGCUCCCCCUGGCAGAGCUGAGGAAUCUAAAUAUGCAGUCCAACAAACUGGAGGCCAUCACGGACAACUUUUUCUCAAACAACAGCCGGCUGGAGCAGCUGGACCUUUCGAGGAACCUCAUCCGCAGCAUCUCCCCCACCGCCUUCGACAGUCAGCGAUCUCUGGAGUAUCUGGACCUCUCCGGUAACGCCCUCCUGGACAUAUCCGUGGGACUGGGGAAUCUGCACAACCUGCGGGACAUCGAUCUCAGCUACAAUCAGAUCUCCCGCAUUCAAUCCGACGUGAUCGGUGGAUGGCGGAAUGUGGUGGAGAUUCGAUUGUCCAACAACCUGAUUGUGGAGCUGCAGCAGGGCACGUUCCGGAAUCUCCCCAAACUACAGUACCUCGAUCUCAGUAGCAAUGAGAUUCGGGCUGUGGAGCCGGGGGCCCUCAAAGGACUCGACGAGCUGCAGGAGUUCGUUCUGGCGGACAAUAAGUUGGUGGAGCUCAAGGAUCAUGUGUUUGAGGAGCUGCCAAGCCUCCUGGCCUCUCACUUUCAGUACAACAAGCUGCGCUACAUCUCUCCAGAAAGCUUCCAUAACGCCAAUUCCCUGGUCUUUCUGAAUCUCUCCAAUAACCACUUCAGGAAUAUGGAGAAUAUAGGACUUCGAAGCAUGCGCAACCUGGAGGUGUUGGAUCUUUCUACCAAUGGUGUCAAGUUGGUGUCCACGAUGCCUCUGAAGGCUCUUAACUGGCUGGUGGAACUCAAAAUGGAUAAUAAUCAGAUAUGUCGGAUUCAGGGUUCUCCCUUUGAGACGAUGCCUCGGUUAAGAGUCCUUUCCAUGAGAAACAAUCAACUGAGGAGCAUCAAGGAAAGGACGUUCCGAAAUCUUCGUGGAAAUAUAGCCAUUCUGGAUGUAGAUGGGAAUCCCAUCAACUGCGACUGCGAGAUGCAAUGGCUCUCUGUGUGGCUGCAGGAGACCAAUUUCCCGUAUCCGGGUCCCAAAUGCCAGGAUGGACGCCUUCUAAGAGCGGCUCGCAUGGAAAGGAGUCUCUGCUUGGGUGCUGAAGUCUUCGGGAACGAGAGAACCGAUGGCAACCAGCUGCCCUUGCUCAACGAGCAUGGAGACGUCUUCCAGCGUGACCUGCCCGAGGAUUUCAAUGACGAAUGCGAUGCCUACGACUCCAACCGACUGCCUGGAGAACGACCUUUGCCGGGCGAGAGCGAGUACUUCUACGAUCAGUAUGUGGAUGCAACUGAGUCUCCAGAUACCACCAAUUCAGUGCUAAGCACCUCCCAGCGUCCUAAGCCGACUCCCACUCUGAAUAACAACAUAGAUCUCAACAACACGGUCCUCCAUACGAAGUACUUCAAUAGGAAGCCCCAGCAAGGAGCUGGAGGAUCACCCUUUACCUUUUUCGGAUACCCUUUGCCCAGCGUGAGUUUGGGUCGAUUUUUCGGAUUCGGGGAUCGAGGACGAAAGCAGCGAACUGAUGCUAUUGACGACAUGCCAGCCACCCACCGAAUGGCCCACAUAAACCUUCCCAGUGGACGCGGCAAAACGAGGAUGUAUCAACCAAAUAGUGCCGAGUUUGAAAAGUACCUGAAGGAUCAACAGCAGCAGCAACAGCAGGGGAACAAAAACGUGGCCAGAAACCGAUACAUGGAAACAGACUCCACCACGUCGUCAGUGGAAGAUGCACUGAGCAAUGAAAGCGGUGGAGCAGCCACAACGGUGGGGGUCUUUCGGACAACUUUUAGGGAACCUGCUAGCAUCGAACGGGGUGGCUUCCGGCCCAUUGUUCCAGCUCAUGUGGGUGGUUUUAUGCCCGUUCAUGAUCCUCAGCAGCGUCGUGGGUUGGUGGAGGCUGUAAACAUCACCAACAAACCAGUAGAAGUCAAAAGUGAGCGAAACUUUAUACCAAUAGCUGGACAGAUCAAGCCCAAACCCACUCCUAGCAGUGGAGAAAGCGCUGAGACAGCAACGUACGAAGUAACAGAAACCACUCCAGAUGUCACCACAGUCAUGCCCUUAAUGCCCAGCACCAGGACAAGUACUAGCACAACCAAAGCAGCAACUACCACGAUGAGAACUACAUUUUCCACCACUAGCACCACAACAGCAGCUCCUGUAAGUGACGCCUCAUCCAGCAGUGAACAGGAGCAGGAAUCGCACUACGACGACGAUGAUCUGGAGGCGCAAUCAGUGACUCUGCUGAGACCUCCGCCACUGGUACAGACAACCACAGCGGAGACUAUUUUAUUGAUUCCACCGGCUGAAGAGCACGUAGCGCAAAUAAAAAGCAGGUCGUGGAUGACCACCACAACGCCUCAGAAUGCGGGCGACUAUCAAGCCACACCUGCACGUCCAUCAAGCACAGUGGGCCCACCUCCGCCUCUCCGAGGUGGUGGUCGGUCCACUAUCACCAAGGUAUACACGCCAUACCAGCAACAAGUGGCUCAGCCCACGGCGGAGGAAUACCAGCGAACCACGCCAAGUGCGGAUAACGAGGGCGGAGCUAGUGAGCAACUUCUGGCUGCAAAUGCCCAAAAGCGCACAGAGCUGGAGCUCCUCCAAGUGGAUCGAGUAGACCGCAAGGAUGGCAUGGAUUGGUAUUAUGAGAGCUUCAAGAAGAAGCGGGACUUUAAUGGCGGAGCAGCUGUGCGAAAAACAUCCCAGAAAGAGGUGUUCUUUGACGGAAGCAGCGGGGCAUCCAGUUGGAAUCGAAUGGACAAGGAGUUCCUUUUCCUCGGCUUGUUAUUGUUGGGGCGACUGUUCUAGAGAAAAAGGGUGAUCGUGUUGAACAUUGUUGUAAGAUCUUUUAUGUAUAC